UUUUAAGAUUUCCUACCAAUUUUGUCCCUUUCAAGUGUCAAUUCAAUAUACCAUCAUUCAUUCAUUCAUAUUAUUCAUAUAUGUAAACUGUAAAAUGUGCAACAUUGAAGCAGUUGAACAGUUGAUUCAAUAAUGGAAUCUUUGAGAAUAAAUUGUAAAUUUCAAGUUUACCUUGUGUAAAUGUUGGUGGUUUGUUCCACAUGAUGAGUACUUUAAAGCAUAGAAGGCAUGGUUCAACAAAAAAUUCUCUGUUCCAUGUUGAUCUACCUUCUCAAUCUCAGCAAUAUGAAGAGAGAGGAGUUGACAUUCCUGAAGAAGAGCCAGUCACUCAGCCUGACCUUUUUCCUGGUGAAGUUGUUAUUGCAUCUGCGGAUAACGUUUUGAAAUUCUCGCCCGGAGGAGAGCAAAACACAGGAAUAUCUGGAACAUUAUUCAUUACAAACUUGAGGCUUGCUCUGCUCACUACAUUGCCUCCCACAUAUCAAGAAGAGGCAUUGCACCAUCUCUCAUUAAGUCACCUUUUCCUUGGAGCUCACGAUGUCGAGCUGUGCCUUGUAUCAUCCGUGUGUUUACUGGAUGAGCAGAACCAACGCAGGAAGACAUUACUGCCUGAACACUUUCUCCCUGAGAAAGUUCCAGGCAUUCAAGUUAUAUUAAAGAAUUUUCGGGUAUUGAACUUCAGUUUCAAGUUUAGUCCAUAUGGAGAAGAUGGCAAAGUCAUUCGUGCAUUGCUGCACCACACCAAUCCUUCAAAUGUGGAUCUCCUUUUCCUGACGCCAGGAACUCCUCCUCCCAACACCUUCAUCCCUACAUUCCGAACAUAUAAUGACUGGAUGUCAGAACUGGAACGAACUGGCUGUCCAAACUGGCGGGUCACUCACCAUAAUGAGAACUACAAUCUCAGCGCCACGUACCCUCCGGUGAUGGUGGUGCCCAGCAGCAUGGUGGAUAAGGACCUGGAGAAAGCUGGUCACUUUUUCAGGGAGUCGCGCCCCCUGCUGUGGCUCUGGGGGGCGCCUGGGGGAGCGGCCCUUGUCGUCAUGGCUCAAAUCUCCCCAAACAUUCCAGACACGAUGUCUCUGAAUCCUCGCAGUUUUGGCCAGUUAAAGAUGAGCAAACUUGAAGAUGAAGCUAAGGCGAUCGAGAACUCUGUGAUAAAAGCCGUCUUCCGGAGCAACUCGGAGUUCCAGGAGUGCCCUGAAAUUAUCAAUCUGGAGAAGGAGCUUCCGCAGCCUGGUGAUCUGCAGGUGGCCUGUAGCAGGCUGCGUGCCCUGCAUUUACCUGACGGUGCGAGUGCGAGCUCUUACUUAUCGCGCUUCGAGAGCAGCAAGUGGCUGAGCUACGUCAGUCGUACCCUGGAAGUGGCAUGUAGAGCGGCUCAGCUCAUCACGGAGCACAACAGAAGCGUCAUACUCCAGGAGGACUGUGGUCGUGACGGAGCGUGCGUGGUGAGCACGCUGGUGGAGGUGCUGUGUGAUCCGUUCGCGCGCACCGUGCGUGGCUUGCACUGCGCCAUCGCCAAGCAUUGGGUGGCGCUGGGCCAUCCCUUCACUGCGAGGCUCGGCCACACCAAGCGAGAGAAGCACCUGCAGGGACCGUGCUGGCUGCUGCUGCUGGACUGUCUCCAUCAGGUGUGCGUGCAGCAGCCUCACCUCCUGGAGUACACGCCGUGCUACCUCGCCGCCCUCUGGAGCGCCGCCCACUGCCCUCUGUACACCACCUGUCUCUUUGACUGCACCAACAGCCGCCACUCCACCAUCUCGAGACUCCAGCUGCAAAAUAUAGAAAUAUCAGAGCUGUGGGAGCUAUGGUGCUGGUGGGCGUCCUGUAAGUCACAAUCUCCCGCCACUAACUCGGUUGGUGAUGGCGCCUCUCAGGGCCUCAGGAACUCUUCAUCCAAGUCCAGCAAUGGCGCCGCGAACUCAAGUAAUUCACGAUCCAGUUCUUCUUAUACAACCACGCGCACCGCCGAGACUAGUUUUACUACCAAGAACUGUAAUCACUCUUCUACGGACACGGGAUCGUCAAGAUCGUCGUCUACAGAGUGCAGCAAAUCUUGUAUUAUUGCUCGUCGCCAUUUUAUAUCGCCUCUUUUUGUACAAGGUUUACUCAAUUCGCUCCUAAGUCCGGGGGCGUUGGACAGGAUACGAGAUAAGUUUUCAGUGGCGCAUCACACAUGGGGACAAAUACAGCGUCUUCUUUCCCCCAGUGUUUGUCAUCUUCCCUAUGACGGGAGCCAGGCACCUGCACCCGUGCGUGGGUGCUCCCCCAACACGGUCACCAGACCCCCCACCAGGAGUCGGUUGCCCCCGCCUGUUUAUGUCAAUUAUUCGGUUCCUCGUCUCACGGUUUGGGUGGAACUUUUUGGUCGGUGGCUACCCGAGACGGACGUGUCGUGUGAUGGCGUUCCUCUGUCGUCUGCUCUCCACUCUCAGAAACGCUGCAUUUUACGUCCUGAAAAUCCCCACCUGCUCUUCUGGGACGACAUCUACGCAAUCUAUGACGUCAUUAAAGGAUACGUAGAUAUAACUGCUGACGGGAUUACGAGAGACAGACGGCAGGAAUACGCUUCUUAGUCUCACAGCUUCCAUGAGCUCUUCCAUGGCUUCGCUCUGAUAAAUGAAUGGGUCAUAUUGUCCAAUUAGUGCAACACUUUCUAACCCAGAGCCCGAGCGGAGAGAUUGGACGUAGCACUGACACGCUCUUUUGCUGGGCCAAAUUGUUCAGGAUGACCCACAUAGGGCAGGAAGUGCGUCGCUAUUGAGACAAAGUCGCACUCAUUUUUCUGAGUGCUGUCUAAGGUGAAUCAAUGUCUUGUUUGUUUACUUUCAUACGGUCGGUGCUUGUGAUAAUUGAGCUUCUUAGGCUUUUUCUAGUGAACUUCCUAGACUUCCAACAGCGUUUACAUUAUAAGCUUUAAACUCAGAUUCUUUGACUCCGAGAUUUUCUGCGGUAGAAGCGUUGAUAUUGUGCAUGUUUAUGCUACGCGGAAUGAACUUCUGUGUGGAUGUUCCAGAACCCGUGUAUAAAAGUUGUGUAUUAUUUUGAUUAUUCCAUUGAAGAAUUCGUUUCAGAAGCGACUUAUAUGCAUCUUAUAUUUACUGCACCGUUCACUGCUUCCCAUAUUCACUGAUCGCUCACGGUCACUGCAGACUGCAAUUAACUUAGUGACGGUAUUUUUAUGUUACAAAAUUCAACUAAAUCAACACUUUUUCGCUUUGUUCCAAACGAAUUUUCCAUGCUUCUUUAUCUCUGCACGUUACUGUUGAAUCCAACAGACGAACCGCUUAAGUUUAUUCCUGUUCAUCAGGAAUGUAAUCAUCCGUACCGCUAAUUAAUCAUUUUUUGAAGAUGUUUUUU
Molecule: messenger RNA, 3360 nt
Organism: Hyalella azteca
Lineage: Eukaryota; Metazoa; Arthropoda; Malacostraca; Amphipoda; Hyalellidae
Product: myotubularin-related protein 10-A
Exons: 13
Coding region: 201-2576 (791 amino acids)
Source: RefSeq, a predicted model, not a curated record